This is a messenger RNA of Anolis carolinensis (green anole), 6511 nucleotides long. Its product is annotated as lysophosphatidic acid receptor 6. Gene Ontology annotation, cellular component: membrane. The transcript has a single exon. The record is from RefSeq and is a predicted model, not a curated record. The coding region runs from base 41 to 1060 and encodes 339 amino acids. Gene Ontology annotation, molecular function: G protein-coupled receptor activity; oxysterol binding. NCBI's taxonomy places the organism in Eukaryota, Metazoa, Chordata, Lepidosauria, Squamata, Anolidae. Gene Ontology annotation, biological process: G protein-coupled receptor signaling pathway.
GGGAAAUGCCACACACCUUCCAGGAGACACUUCCCUUUUGAUGGAAACCCCAAACUCUCAUCUUAACAAGUCAACACAACUACAGUGUGUUGCUGAAGCGGAGUUCCAGCACCUGCUGCUUCCAGUCACUUAUAGCCUGGUUUGUGUGCUAAGCUUGGGCUCAAACAGUGUUGCCUUGUGGAGCUGCUGGGUCACCCGAGCCCAGGCCCCUCCUGUCAUGAUCUUCAUCUACAAUCUCAUUGUCAUCGACCUACUGUUUGCCCUGUCACUGCCCCUGCAAGCUGUGUAUCAUGCUAGACGCAACGACUGGCCCUUUGGCGAGGGCCUGUGUAAGGCCACCAAUGCUCUUUUCUUGGCCAACAUGUUCAGCAGCACCCUUUUCUUGGCCUGCAUCUGCCUCGAACGUUACCUGGCUGUCAUCCACCCUAUCCGCUACCUGCGCCUCCGGUGGCCCUUCUACCGUGUGCUACUCUCCAUGGCAAUCUGGUGCACAGUAGCGAUUGGGCUGCUGAUCUUCUUUUCCAAAAGCACUGUGACUCGUCACUUCCCAAAUGGGAAUACUGCCUGCAUGGAGAAUUUCCCGGCUCGUGUAUGGAGCAAUGAACUUGCAGCCAUGGUCUUUGCCUCUUCAGCCUUGGGUUUCUUUGUGCCCUUUGUCACCAUUGUCAUCUGUUCGGUUGUGAUUGGCCGACGCAUCAUGAAUCUCACACACAGGUCAGUUCAGGCUUCCUCGCUUCGGAGGCACUCUCUCCACACUCUCCUGAUGGUGACCGGCCUGCUUACCUUCUGCUUCCUACCAUUUCACAUCAUCCACAUCCUACAUACGCUUGGCCGUAUUGGGGUCCUCUCAACCCCAGGACUGCUGCCUUUCACAUGUUCAGCACAGCGAGCGGUCAUGGCCCUUGCGAGCAUCAACAGUGCUCUUAAUCCACUGCUGUACUAUUUCAAUAUGAAAGCUACCAAUCGGAAACUGCCCUGCUGUGGCACAAUAAGCCAGAACCUCAUGGAUUCAGGUGAGACUGCUAGCCCAACCAUGGAGGGCCUCAGAAACAUGACCUAGAUCAGUGGUUCUCAACCAGUGGGUCCCCAGAUCUUUUGGCCUUCAACUCCAGAAAUCAUAACAGCUGGUAAACUGGCUGGGAUUUUUGGGAGUUGGGAACCCACAGGUUGAGAACCACUGACCUGGAUACUAGUGUAUAAGGCCUUCUUUGUAGCAACAUCUGACUUGUUCUGGAGUGUCAUCAUAAUCUUUGUUUUCUUCCCUCACCCCCACUAUUAGCAAGACAAUGUAUUACCCGUAACUUUUGAACAGGAUAUCUACAAUAGCUUCCUGACACGACAAAGAAAGAUAAUAUAAUAAUCUUAAUACCUGGGCAAUUUUGAAACACACAAAAUCUACUGGUUUUAGAGGAUCACCUUUUCUAGUAUAUAGGUACUCCAUAGGGUAUCAUGUAUUAGUUGUCUAUGUGGGCAUGGGAUCAUCCAGUAUACAGGCAGGAAGGUGACCAUAAACUCACACUGGAGGAUGUAGAGAUUCCUAGAGAGAACAUUUUAAAUCAAAUCUGCAAAAGUCAAAACUUCAAAUGUGGAGGGGCAACUGUUUACUUUAAUCUGGCUGGUCCAUGAGGAAUGACUGGUAUUAGUUAUACUCAGAGCCAAAAUAUCUAUGAUUAGAGGAAAAACCUGGAGGCAGUGGGAACAGAGACAGUUCUAGAAAGGAGUGCAAUCAGUUAAGGAGUCCAGACAGUAGAGCGACAGAGCUAUGAUUUGAAAAGUAACCAUGGAAAUAUGGUUGUUGGAGAAUCAAAGACUGAAGAAAAAUUCAGAGUGGGACUCUAGACUCAAGCCAGGAAACUGAGGACAUGAAGUGGGCAUUAGAUGUCACCAUGGUUCAUUAUUGUUCCAUUUUUUUAAAAAAAUGUGGUCAGGCUGAUGCAAGACAUUUUGCUUCUGGAGUACAUGGUUUCUCACUACCCAUAUAAGUCAUGUUACAGAGCACCAAAGUGAGCAAGCCAUUUGAUCACAUGAAUCAGAAAAGCAGGAGAGGUUGCAAACAGUAUGCAGGAACUAGAUCUAAAAAGGAAACAUGAAAUGUACAAUUAUAUCAGUCAACCAUGCUCUGGUCAUCAGCAAAAUGCCUCUCCUUGCAGCUGAUGUCCAGCAAUAUAGGUUGAGGAGAGAGUUACAGUCAUUGCAAUAAUACCGAAAUCAUGACAGUAAACAUGAAUAUGAAACACUUAACUAUCUGUGGUUGUUUUGUAUUUACAAUCAUAAUUAAGGGCCCUCCCACACAGCCAUAUAACCCAGAAUAUCAAGGCAGAUAAUCCACAUUAUCUGCUUUGAACUGAACUAUCUGAGUCCACACUGCCAUAUAAUCCAGUUCAAUGUGGAUUUUAUACAGCUGUGUGGAAGGGACCUUAUAGACAUGAUUGUGAUACUAUGAAGAGUGGAGUUGCAGCCACCUUGUGUGAGUGUUUUAUUGGCCUCUAUUUAUACAGACAUAACUCAGUUUUAAAAACCUUGGAAACUCUUUUGCAUACCCAGACCUCCCUUUCUGCCUUGUCAUCUGUUUCUCUGGAAUCUCUUUAGCAGAAUUGGGGGCAGAGACAAUAGUGCCUGCAAUAAAGCGUGAGUUGGAAAUGAAUUGGCUACUACUGAAACUGAUUCUACUACAGGUAGCCUGCCCCUGUCUAUAAUAGGCAUGGUACAGAGCACCUGCCUCCAGAAUCCCUUAAGGCCAGUGGUUCUCAACCUGUGGGUCUCCAGGUGUUUUGGCUUACAACUCCCAGAAAUCCUAGCCAGUUUACUAGCUGUUAGGAUUUCUGGGAGUUGAAGGCCAAAACAUCUGGGGACCCAUAGGUUGAGAACCACUGCUUUCGGCAGAUGUGAACAACAAAACAGAGGAAAAGGGGAGCUCAAAUAAAUCUGCUUCACCAGAUGCACCCAGCAUAUUAAAAAUAAUAGAUCUGUAUACAUUUAGCCACCAAAAUAGAAAUCUUAGAAAAGUGGAGGUUGAGGAAAGAAAAAAAUAAUAAUAGCUAGAUGGAUUUUGGGAGAAGCUUUUGGGUGCUUUUUAGAAGAUUCAAACUGUUUUUAUUUACUUCUGCAAGGCUUACCCUAAACUGGUAGUUUGAUUUCAUAUGGGCUUAUUGUUAGAUUUGGACAAAAUAUUUGCUGAGACAAUACAGUUUCUCUUGAUGUUUGUGAUGCAGGAAUCUACCUCUACUCUUAGAAUGUUAUUUCUGCCUCUGGCACCAAAUAUUCUGUUGAAGAGUAAUGUCCAGGUACACAUUUACUUUGUUAAUUGAGGUAUACCUGUACUCUUUUUUUUUACUUUUGUAAAUAAAGCAAACAUUGCAAAAGCAGGGUAAAUCAGCAGUGCUUUCAGUCUGCUCUUUGAACCUCACUUGGGGCAACUGGAAAUGCAAAAUAAUUACAGUAGAGUCUCACUUAUCCAACAUAAAUGGGCCGGCAGAAUGUUGGAUAAGCGAAUAUGUUGGAUAAUAAGGAGGCAUUAAGGAAAAGCCUAUUAAACAUCAAAUUAGGUUAUGAUUUUACAAAUUAAGCACCAAAACAUCAUGUUAGACAACAAAUUUGGCAGAAAAAGUAGUUCAAUAUGCAAUAAUGCUAUGUAGUAAUUACUAUAUUUAUGAAUUUAGCACCAAAAUAUCACAAUAUAUUGAAAACAUUGACUACAAAAAUGCGUUGGAUAAUCCAGAAUGUUGGAUAAGCGAGUGUUGGAUAAGUGAGACUCUACUGUACCAACAAAACCCAGAGAGCAUACACACACCUAUUUUGAAGCCCCACAUUGCUGUUUUCUCUUUUCCAUAUCUCUUUUCACUUCUUCUUGGUUUGAAUGCAAAUUAUUCUCUCUCCAUUCUCGGUAUAGGAUAGUUAACAUGUUUUGAAUGCAAACCACCCCAGCUGUUUUACCAGCUCCUUCAGUCCUCCAGUUGCUGGGGAUAACAAAUUUCACCACUAAAAUAGCAACUGUGACAUUAUAGAAAACCACACAAUGUAGCGUCUUCUUCUGUUCCCUUCUAUUCCCUUCUGGGAUGAAAGAAUAGCUCUGCCUGCACACAAGAAGGACUAUAAAUGUAGCCACCCUCCUGAUUCACAAGGAACCAUCACUGCUGGAUUUUGGACAUCCCUGCUAUGAAGGAUCAGGUGGGUUCUAUAAACAUACAGGUCACAUUCCUAAUCAUACAUAGCAGAUCCAUUCUGCAGAACCAUACGUUUCUACUUUAUUCUGGUCUACAAGAGGGAAACUCAGAUGGCGGAGAUCUCUGGAAAGCACCUCUCUGAUAUGAUGGAAGCCUCGUAGUUCCCAUCUGGGGAUUACAUACCUCAUAACCUCUGAGGAUGCCUGUCAUAGAUGUGGGCAAAACAUCAAGAGAUAAUGCUUCUGGAACAUGGCCAUACAGCCCGGAAAACACACAACAACCCUGUGAUUCUGGCCAUGAAAGCCUUCGACAACACAGCUUUACUUCUGCUCUUCCGUUCCCACAUAGAGAAGAAGGUAGAAGAGUUAAAUUCAAUGACAACAGUGGUGGGUCCAAGGACUCAUCUAAUGCAAUCUCCAAAGCCCAGAAUUUUCCCAGUUUGCCCAGUUCUACCAAAACAAACCAGGAGGAAACAUAUAUCCUAAAAAUAAAAGGAUAGGUGUUUGAGGAAUCCAUAUCAGACUUCUCAAAUUGUACCAUAUAUACUCAUGCACAAGUCGACUUUCUGUAUAAGUCAAGGGCGCGUUUUGAGACCAGAAUUAUGGAUUUUGAUGUGACUUGUUAAUAGGUUGAGAGUGAUUCUGCAGAGAGGGGAAUACUAAUGCUGCCUCAGGGCCAGGAGCCUCUAGCUAUUGCUGCUAUCAUUUCCCUGCCCAGGCAUUCAAAAAGUCCAGAAGUGGCAUCAUGAUAGAGAAAACAGAGUGGUUCCGUGCUUCUUUUAAGUUUUCCUGGAAUGGACUCUUACCUUUCACCAUUUUCUUCAGAGAAGGGGAUGGUUCUAUUUUUGAUAAGAGUUAAGGUACAGCAUUUACAGCACCCACUCAAUCCAGUUUACUAAAAUUUCUAAACUUUUACAUGGUGUAUGGGGUAUAUUGUUCAAUUUUGGAAAUGUUUAUUAACACACACAAACACAGACUGCUUCAUAAAGUGCAAAUUGCCCUGUAAUCUGGGAGAUUUUUACUCAGCAUUAGUAUAUAAAAUGACUGUAGUAAUUGGUUUUCGAUAACACAAAACAGAGACUCAAUCAACUCACACCGGGGCACAACCAGAAUAUGAAGCAAACUGUCUCAACCACUGGACAUGUGCAAUUAUUGUUAAUGCAUCCAUACUAUCUGGUUGAACACGUCUGCCAGGGUAACUUCACUUCUGUGGCUUCUUGCGUAACACUGUUGCUGGUUUUUUUUUUUUAGACAUUUAUUAUCUGCAUCCUCCCACAUCAGAGAAAAGGAUGCAUGAACAUUUUGUUAUUCCAUGUUCAUAGAGCUCAUUAGCUGUCAGAACUUAAUCUGCCUUACUGACAUAGCCCAGAAACUUCUCACAUAGGAAACUGCAUACCAUCUACAUAUAUACAAUUAUACAUGGUGAAAGCACACAUGGUUAUCUUACUAUGUCUGUUUCUGGUAUGUCCUGAGAUGGCCUGAGAUGUGUUCCAGGGGAAAAGAGAAAGGCUAAUGAAGAUAUGCCUCAAUAAGGAUAAAGAAAGAGGGAAGUAGUUAUAUACCAGCAGCUUUUAACUCAAGGUAAGGGAAUUGAAUAACAUAAAGGCACCUGAUCCCAUAUUAUCUUAGAGGCUAAGUAGGGUCAGCCCUGGUAAGUACUUGAAUGGGAGAUAACCCAAUGAAUACCAAAGGCUAUGGGCUGUAUUUCAGAGGAAGGAACUGAUAAACCACCUCUGAGGGCCCUUCCACACAGCCAUAUAACUCAGAAUAUCAAGGCAGAAAAUCUACAAUAUCUGCUUUGAACUGGAAUAUAUGGCAGUGUGGACUCAGAUAACCCAGUUCAAAGCAGAUAUUGUCAACAGGUGACUUGAAAACACUUAGUCCCACACAAAGGAAUCAGAAGAUUUACUCUCUAACCAAGAACAUAAAGAGAGUGGGCAUGUCAAAAACAUGGAUAAAUAAUGUGAAUAAUUUAGAUGUGCUGAUCCUAAAUAUAAAACUAAAGAAAAGACACCAAAGAGAGUACUGUGCAUUAUCAUUAUAUGUACAGAAGACUCCAAUCAGCUAGAAAAUAGAAAAAGAACAAACUACAUGGGAAAUGCUUUGGCUGUGGAAAAGCAGCAUAUAACUUUUUUUGAAAGCAAACAUACACUCUCACAUGCAAGCAUGAGGUAGGCCAACCCUGCAGUUCAGAGCUUUCCAAACACUUCAUGUUGGUGACACACUUUUUAGUGUGACCUCUCUGCCAUGACCUUCCCAUCUUGGGUGCCCCUUCAUGGUUUAGCUCAUGGUAUCAUCGAGGUGCGCAAGUCCCAGCACCAUGUCAAGGUAACAAUCCUUUGCAGGGGU